AUGUACAAACAAGUAUUAAUAAAAAUAGAAACCAAGUAUAAGGUUAUUGAAGAAGCAGUUCAGCUGUUAGAAUGGAAGAUUACUCCUUCAGAUAUUGAAUGCCAUAUCUUUUGGAAAGAUACCUAUGUAACUGAUGAAGAAUAUCGUCGUUUAUUACCAUACUAGAGAAUUAAUCAUUUUCCUGGAUCGUAUAUGUUAGGCAAAAAGAAUGAGCUAUGUCGUAAUUUGAAUAGAAUGCGGAAAAUGUUUCCUGAUGAUUAUGAUUUCUUCCCAAGAACAUGGCAAUUACCUUAUUAAAGUGAAGAGGUCAGAUAAAAAUAAGGAACAGGAAUCUUUAUUGUGAAACCAGAAGCAAAUUGCCAAGGCAGAGGGAUAUUUCUAACCAAAAAGCUGGAUCCCUUUCUUGAUAAGCACUACGUUGUAUAAGAAUAUCUAAGUAAUCCAUAUUUAAUAGAUGGAUUGAAAUUUGAUCUAAGAAUCUAUGUACUCCUAAAGUCUAUCUAUCCAUUGAAGAUAUUUAUGUAUCAAGAGGGUCUCGCAAGGUUUUCAACCAAAAAAUAUGUAAAGCCUUAAAAGAAAAACCUAGGCAGUGUUACAAUGCAUUUGACCAACUAUGCUAUCAAUAAAAGAAGCAAAGAGUUUAUAUUCAAUAAUGACACUAAUAAUGAUGAUGUUGGACAUAAAAGAUCUCUGACAUCUGUAUUGAAAUAUUUGCAAGAUCAAGGUCAAGAUGUAAAAUAAUUAAUAAAUCAAAUCAAACAAGUGAUAGUUAAGACUAUUUAAAGUGUUUAAGGAGAAUUAUCUCAUCUAUAUAGAUCAUAAUAACAUAAUAAUGAUGGGAUUGAAUAGUGUUUUGAGUUAUUUGGAUUUGAUAUUCUUUUAGAUUCUUCACUUAAACCUUGGUUACUUGAAGUCAAUCACACUCCUUCAUUUUCUACUGAUACACCAUUAGAUAAAUUAAUCAAAAGGAAUCUGAUCAGGGAUACUUUGAUUCUUUUAGAUGUUAAAAAUAAACCUAAAAAAAUAUACUUAGAAUAGAAAAGAGCUCCUGUUUAUUAGAGGCCGAUCAAAAUGAGUUUAGAAGAAAAAGAGAAAUAAUCAGCUAAGAUGAGUCAUUUUGAAGAAAAUCACUUAAAUGGUUACAUCAAAAUAUAUCCUGAUGAGAAUAAAGAUUACUAUGAAUAAUUUAUGCCUCCCAAACCUAAAGAAAGAGAGAAUAGAGAGAGUGUGAUCAUUCAAUAGCUUGAUUAAUUUAAGAAUGUAGAAAGAGCAAUAAAAAGCUAGGCUGAAGUUAAACUUCCAUAAUAGAAGAAGAAUGCCAAAAGAUUAUCUACUAACUAGUCUUUCAGUGAUUUGGAUGGUCAGUCUUUAUAAUAAUUAACAGGAAGAAAUAUUGUAAUUCCCUAAACUAGAACCACUUCUUAAUAACGUCCUUUUAGUAGUAUUACAACAAUAAAUAGAACAAUAAGCGCUGUUAGAAAGGCUGCCUUAGCGAAUUAAUACUACAAUUUAAAUCAAUCUUAAAAUUAAAAAAGACUAGUUUAUCCUCCACCAGUAGAACUUCCCCCAAAACCUGUUUACAAAAUGAUUCCAAUUAAAACUUUUAGUUUCUAGAAAAUCGAAAAUAGUCAGAAAAAUGAAUGA
This is a messenger RNA of Paramecium tetraurelia, 1644 nucleotides long. RefSeq lists its product as uncharacterized. The record is from RefSeq and is a predicted model, not a curated record. Lineage: Eukaryota; Ciliophora; Oligohymenophorea; Peniculida; Parameciidae. Gene Ontology annotation, molecular function: tubulin binding; tubulin-glutamic acid ligase activity. Gene Ontology annotation, cellular component: cilium. The transcript is spliced from 4 exons. Gene Ontology annotation, biological process: protein polyglutamylation; microtubule cytoskeleton organization.